This is a messenger RNA of Melampsora larici-populina 98AG31, 246 nucleotides long. RefSeq lists its product as uncharacterized. The record is from RefSeq and is a predicted model, not a curated record. Bases 1 to 246 code for a protein of 81 amino acids. NCBI's taxonomy places the organism in Eukaryota, Fungi, Basidiomycota, Pucciniomycetes, Pucciniales, Melampsoraceae. The transcript has 5 exons.
AUGGGUCCUGGUACAAAUGUGAUUUAUCUGAAAGUCAAGCAAACCUGUAGAUUUGAUAAGAUUAUGGAUGUGUACGCAAAACACGUGAGGAUGAGAAUUGGCAGUUUAGGUUUCAGAUAUGAUGAUCUCAGAGUCCGUGAACACUUUGAACAACACCCUCAGGACACCCCCGAGGAUCUUGAGAUGGCCGAUGGCGAUGUUAUUCGUGUGGAUCUCGAGCAGGUUGGUGGAAGAUGUAGGAAAUGA